Drechmeria coniospora is the source of this 867-nucleotide messenger RNA. RefSeq lists its product as uncharacterized. The transcript has 2 exons. Bases 1 to 867 code for a protein of 288 amino acids. The record is from RefSeq and is a predicted model, not a curated record. NCBI's taxonomy places the organism in Eukaryota, Fungi, Ascomycota, Sordariomycetes, Hypocreales, Ophiocordycipitaceae. Gene Ontology annotation, molecular function: zinc ion binding; oxidoreductase activity, acting on single donors with incorporation of molecular oxygen; ferrous iron binding.
AUGACCGUUUCGUCUGCUCUCGCGCCCGUCAUUGCGCUUUCCCACGGCGGAGGCCCGCUGCCCAUCCUCGGCGACCCCGGCCACAAGUCCAUCAUCUACUCGCUCAAGAAGCGCGUGCCCCAGAUCCUCGGCCUCGGCACGCCGCGCCAACCGCGGGCCAUCGUCCUCAUCACGGCCCACUGGACGACCGACGUGCCGUCCAUCUCGUCGUCGGAAAGCCACAAGCUGCUCUUCGACUACUACAACUUCCCGCCGGAAGCCUACAAGCUGGAGUAUGCGGCCCCAGGCGCGCCCGACAUCGCCGAGCGCAUCCGCAAGGCCUUUACCGACCAGCGGCUCUCGCCGAAGCUCGACGCCGACCGCGGCUGGGACCACGGCGUCUUCGUCCCGCUGACGCUCGUCCUCCCCAAGGCCGACGUGCCCGUCGUCCAGGUCUCGGUCCUGCGCUCCGAGGACCCCGACGCCCACCUGCGCAUGGGCGCCGCCCUCGCCGCCCUGCGCGCCGACGGCAUCGCCAUCAUCGGCUCCGGCUUCGCCUCGCUGCACAACCUCGACACCAUGCUCUCCCUCCGCUCCGUCCGGCCGGACCAGUGCGCCGCCUUCCGCCGCGACUCGGACGAGUGGAACGACGCCCUGACGCACGUCGUCACCGCCGCCGACAAGGACGCGAGGUGGACCGGCUUGAAGGCCUGGCGCGCGCUGCCGCAUGCGAACCAGAUGCACCCCCCCAACGGCGGGGAGCACUUUAUGCCGCUCAUCGUCUGCGCCGGUGCCGCCGGCGAGGAGGAGGCGGCCAAGUAUUACAAGGACGACUUUGUCGGCGUCGACAUCUUUACCUACUACUGGGGGGCCGAGCAGGUCGAGUAG